This is a messenger RNA of Cloeon dipterum, 1471 nucleotides long. RefSeq names its product ankyrin repeat and SAM domain-containing protein 6-like. Gene Ontology annotation, biological process: protein localization to ciliary inversin compartment. Gene Ontology annotation, cellular component: ciliary inversin compartment. NCBI's taxonomy places the organism in Eukaryota, Metazoa, Arthropoda, Insecta, Ephemeroptera, Baetidae. The coding region runs from base 150 to 1397 and encodes 415 amino acids. The record is from RefSeq and is a predicted model, not a curated record. Gene Ontology annotation, molecular function: protein binding. The transcript is spliced from 8 exons.
GAGAAACACUUUUAAACAUGCACCUGUCAAACAGCACAAAUGGAUCGAAAUAACUAAGCCGCCAAGCGUUCUUCUCAUUUUUCUAAUCAACGUAAGUUUGCUGUUACCGUACGAUUCAUACUCUAGUUUCAAUAUCCGGUAGAGGGACAAUGACCAACACUGAUUGUGAGGCGAACUAUGUGCGUGAACUGCACUUGGCCGCUGCCAAAGGUGAUGGCUCCCGCGUGGACAGCCUGCUGAAAGAGCGGCCACACCUGCUCGAUGCGGCCAACGAGUGGGGCUGGACGCCGCUGAUGCAGGCGGCUGCAAGCGGCCACCUCAACCUCGCAGCCACUUUCAUCAGUCACGGCGCCGACUUGAAUGCCAGCAACAAACUAGGAAUGACAAUUUUGUGCGUGGCGGUAUCGUCUGGAAAAGAACGCUUGGUUCGUCUUUUAUUGGAGCACGGCGCAAACAGCGAGACCUCUGUUAUUUCCGCUGUGGUCCACGGACAUUCGCAUCUCCUGGAUGAAAACCUCUUCACUAACCAAAACAAUGGCACCUUAAAAUUAUCUGGUUCGUCUAGUUUGCACAUGGCAGUGAUCGUGCAGUCGCCGGAAAUUCUGCACACUUUGAUUGUCAGGGGGACUGAUCCUAACGUUCGAGAUGAAGCAGGACUAAGUGCUCUUGACUUAGCCGAGAGGAUGGCUCAGGCUGGCUUGUUUGGAUGUGUUGAAAUGGUCACAACGUUAAGACAAAUAUCAGAAUGCAAGCUCUCUGUAGAGUGGUGCGAUGGCGUGUUGGAAAGUAGUCGGGAUGGUGACUUGAAUCGUUUAUUGCUUCUGUUGGCCGAGAUGAGGAGCAAAUGCAGGCAGCAAUUUAAUCAUUCUCACGCUCAAAUCCUAUCACAGGCCCUGCUUGCGGCCGCAGAAAAUGGACAAGACUUGGUAAUCGAUGUGUUGCUCAAGCAUAAACUUAACUUGGAUGUUUAUGGAGACCAAGGGAUGACACCUCUCAUGCUCGCAGCUACAAAUGGACAUCUGAAUGCUGUCGAGCGACUUUUGGCGGCAGGGGCCAACUCUCACUUGAAAAGCUCUGUCUCUGGACACAAUUCGUUUGAAUUGGCCUCGCUGUCAGAAAAUGCUCCACCUGAGUUGACACGCCUGCUGGCCAAGCACACCAUCAAGAAUGCAGAUGCACUUACUCCAAUGGUCGACCGUCGACGCAUCCAGUGGCCUCUAUCACCACAACCUACCACACAUCGCCUACUGAAACUACCAAAAAGUCCGCACAGAGCGUCUUCCCUGCCAGGUUCGCCCACCUAUCAGCGGUCGAUUUCAAGUACUACAGAAGACGACGGAUCGCGCACACCUAAAAAGAUCAAGCGAUUCUUGUCUUGCAUGACAAAUAUGAAGUGAAGGUGUUGUGACGUAACAUUACGAAAGUACAGUUUAUGUUCCAUAAUUAUAUGAUAAGCGUUGAAAUUCAGUUU